Messenger RNA from Effrenium voratum, 768 nucleotides. The record is from the annotation of a GenBank genome assembly. NCBI's taxonomy places the organism in Eukaryota, Dinophyceae, Suessiales, Symbiodiniaceae.
AUGACCGAUCUCCCCAAAACGCCCUCAUUCCGGCUGGAGGGACGGCGCACGCUGGUCGCCGGCGCAUCGAGCGGCAUCGGGCUGGGCUGCGCGGUCGCGCUGGCCGAAGCCGGGGCGCAUGUGGUGAUGGCCGCGCGCGGGCGCGAAAAGCUGGACGCCGCCGUCGAAGCGGUCCGAGAGGCGGGUUUUUCGGCAGAAGCCAUGACGUUCGAUGUCGCCGAUAUCGGGGGCAUGCGGUCGGCGCUUGCCGGACAGAAACCGUUCGACGUGGUGGUCAAUUCGGCGGGCCUGGCGCGGCACGCGCCGGCGCUUGAGACCACCGAGGACGACUAUGACGCGGUGAUGGAUGCCAAUCUCAAGGGCGCCUAUUUUCUUGCCACCGAAGUGGCGCGGGGCAUGGCCGCGGCGGAGAAGGGCGGAUCGAUCAUCACCGUGUCCUCGCAGAUGGGCCAUGUCGGCGGCAUCGACCGCGCGGUCUAUUGCGCUUCAAAGCACGCGGUCGAGGGCAUGACCAAGGCGAUGGCGAUCGAAUGGGGCGCGCACGGGAUUCGCGUCAACACGGUCUGUCCGACCUUCAUCCGCACGCCGCUGACGCAGGCAACAUUCGACAAUCCCGACCGGGUCGCCUGGAUCACCGACAAGAUCAAGCUCGGCCGGGUCGGCGAGGUCGAGGACAUUAUGGGCGCGGUGGUGUUCCUGGCGUCGGACGCCUCGGCGCUGGUCACCGGCACCUCGCUUCUGGUCGAUGGCGGCUGGACGGCGGGCUGA